UGAUAAUUAGUUUUACUUAAUAACGGAGAGAGUAGUGUUGAAUUAUGUCUACAAAGGAUUUGUUUAUAACCGAUAGGGAAAAAGUAAGAAAAGAAUGGGGAAAAAAUGCUUCAGAAGUGAAGGAGUACAUUCAAAUUAUCAGGGAGUGGAUGAAAACUCAAAAACAUCUUCCAGAAAUUUCGGAUGACAAUAUGAUCGAAUUUGUUUUAACCAACUGUAAAUACAGCAUUGAAAAAACGAAACAAAACCUGGAUAUGUAUUACACAAUACGGUCUCUUAUCCCAGAAUUUUUUAAAAAUAUUCAUCCUACAAAAUCUGAUUUGCCAAACACACUUUCCAAAGUGACGUUGUAUGUACCUUUACCAAAGUUAACUUCUACAUUGCAUCGAGUGUCAUUCGUUAAAUACAUUGAAAUAAGUGAAGAUAUAUUUGAUCCUCAUAAAGUGGUGGCACACGGAUGCAAUUUAUAUGAAGUAAGAUUACACGAAGAUCUAGUAAUGGGGGAAAUUUUUAUUAUAGAUGCUAAAGGUCUUUCAAUGUCCCAUAUCCUCAAAAUUACACCAGCUGUGUUAAAAAAAUAUGUAUUAGUGUUAGAAAAAGUUUGGAGUAACCGAUUAAAAGAAAUUCACUGUAUUAAUUACCCGCCUUACAUCGAUAAAUUAUUGGCACUUACCAAGAUUUUUUUGAAGAAAAAACUAUAUGAUAGGAUUCAUUUGCAUCCAAAUAUUGAGAGUUUAUAUAAACACAUUCCUCGAGAUAUGUUACCAAGUGACUAUGGUGGAAAUGAAAAAUCAAUACAGGAAUUAUCAGAUUUAUGGCAAAUAAAAUUCAAAGAAUGUGAAAAGAGGUUCGAUGCCUUAGAAAACAUGGAAGUGAACGAAAGCCUCAGACCUGAAGUGCUCACAAAUUCUGAUGUUUUGGGAUAUUACGGCAACUUUAAGAAAAUUGAUGUAGAUUAAUGUGCUGGGAUAUAAAAUGACAAAAAUUAAAUUUAAGAACUAUUUAAAUAUAUUAUUAUAUUAAAUUAUUCGUUUAUGGAGAACAGAUAUAUGGACAUUUAAAAUUUAAGUUAUACGUUUUUAGCUUAUAAUAUGUUAUUUAGUUAUAAUAAAAUUAUUAAUUUUAAAAAUUUAUUUUUAUAAAAAUAAGUGCUGAUAGAAGUCUAAUUUUGUUUUUCUACGUCAACAUCUACAAAUUGUCAAAAAUGGCACCUUCUAGUAAUGCUAGUAAGCUAUGUUUAGAAUGCUUUAAAAAAAUGUAAAAUAUUGAAAAACUAGGUAUAGUACGAGCAAGAGAUAUAGUGUGACUUUAAAGCUUUAAAGCCAGCCGG
This is a messenger RNA of Psylliodes chrysocephalus, 1330 nucleotides long. NCBI's taxonomy places the organism in Eukaryota, Metazoa, Arthropoda, Insecta, Coleoptera, Chrysomelidae. The record is from the annotation of a GenBank genome assembly.